AUGAGAAUUUAUACUCUUGCCAAGAUUUUAAGCGUUCUGAUUAUUGCUUUGAUUAUUGGUGUGCGUGAGGCUUCUGCCGUUUCACUGCCGAACGUUCAUCCACAAAGUUUUUCUAAAGAUGAAAUUGUUCCUAUUCAAGUAAAUGUUCUCACCUCUAUUAGGACACAUUUGCCGUAUGAUUACUACAAUGUUUUUCCUACAUGUCUUCCAAAGGCACCAAUAGGUGGGAAAUCUGGUAAUAUUGGAGGUGUUCUUAUGGGAGAUCGCAUUAAAUCCUCCCCAUAUGAAAAUGUCCGACUACUACAUAAUGUAACCUGUGAAAAGAUAUGUGAAAAAGAAAUUGCAAAUGAGAAACAAAGGAAAUUUUUAAUAAAAGCAAUAAAGGCUAAAUACCGUAUUAAUUUGCUUUUAGAUGGACUUCCUCUUGCAGAAGUAAAUGAGAAAAAUGAGUACGUAAUUGGGAUUCCUCUCGGAUAUGUGCAUAAUGAUAUUAUGUAUGUAUACAAUCAUAUACAUUUUACUAUUAAAUAUACGGUAGAAGAAGUGCAAACUACUUCUGGAGAUGUUGUGACAAAGUACCGAAUAUUGUCUUUUGUAGGGGAACCCUAUUCUUAUGAACACCAACCUGAACAUGGAUGUGAAAUACCAUUAAAUAAGGAAACGAUAUCUUCUUCACGUCCUUUAUCUGCGUUAAAGGAUCGUAUAACUUGGAGUUAUGGUGUAACAUGGAUUAGAAGUGAUGACAAGUGGUCUUCUAGAUGGGAUGUUUAUUUAAAUGUUCAUAGGCACAAUAUUCAUUGGUAUUCCAUUAUAAACUCCACUUUUUUUGUCGCAUUUCUUACAAUUCUUAUUGCUGCAACUAUGAUUCGAGUUGUUCGUCGGGAUUUAAGUAAAAUAAGUGGUAUUGAUUUGGAUGAAAAUGAUGCUCCUGAAGAUAGUGGAUGGAAAUUACUCAAUCGGGAUGUAUUUCGACCUCCACCAAAUGGAUGGAUACUUGCUUGUUUUACCGGUACCGGUGUACAACUUAUAGGUAUGGCUUGUACUGUACUUAUCUUCGCAUCUUUGGGCUUUUUCUCUCCACAAAGUCGUGGUAGUCUUUUUACUGCUGUACUCGUGUGUUUUGCAUUUUUGGGAUUGUACGCAGGUUACACAUCAGCAAGAUUACUGAAAUUGUGGAAUGCAACUAAAUGGAAGUAUGUUUUUGCCACAGGUACAAUUAUUCCUGGAUUAGCAUUUGGUACUUUUUUUAUUAUAAAUCUUCUUGUGUGGUCACAAUCAAGUAGUGGAGCCGUUCCUUUUUUUUCACUUACUGUGAUUAUGGGAAUGUGGUUUUUUAUCAAUAUUCCACUUGUUUUCUUGGGAGCUAUAUUGGGUUUUAAGCGAAGUACCAUAUCAGUACCUUCAACUUUUAACCAAAUUCCACGUCAUGUACCUCUACAACCUUGGUAUACUUCGAAAUCAGUUAUUUUAUUAUCUGGGUUUCCCCCUUUUGCAGCUGUUUUUAUUGAAGUUUACUUUAUUCUUGGUGCACUAUGGCUGAACAGGUAUUAUUACGUUUUUGGCUUUUUAUUACUUGUUGCCGUUAUUUUACUCCUGACUACGUCAGAAAUUUCCAUAGUCAUGGUCUAUCUUUCUUUGUGUGCUGAAGACUAUCGUUGGUGGUGGAGAUCUUUUUUCAUAGGAGCAAGUUCUGGAGUUUUCUUAUUUAUGUACUCAAUUUUCUAUGUCGUUGUAGGUAAUUUACAUAUAGAUGGAUUGAUUCCAAUGAUUAUGUAUUUGGGCUAUAUGGCGUUACUGAGUUUUCUCUUCGCAGUAACAACUGGUGCCGUAGGAUUUCUUGCUUGUUUCUGGUUUGUGCGCUAUAUAUAUCGUUUUAUCAAGGUUGAUUGA
Messenger RNA from Trypanosoma theileri, 1890 nucleotides. Its product is annotated as putative endosomal integral membrane protein. Gene Ontology annotation, cellular component: membrane. Gene Ontology annotation, biological process: protein localization to membrane. The transcript has a single exon. The record is from RefSeq and is a predicted model, not a curated record. Bases 1 to 1890 code for a protein of 629 amino acids. Lineage: Eukaryota; Euglenozoa; Kinetoplastea; Trypanosomatida; Trypanosomatidae.